AUGCCACCUCGUCGUCGCACUGCCGCUCCUCGCGGCGCCCAGUCCACCCUCUCCUUCGGCAAUCAGUCGAGAGUCACCAAGCCGUCCAGCACCCCAGCCUCACUCCACAAGGGCAAGAGUCUCGACGCAGUGCAAUCAGUCUCGCCGGUCAGCACACCCGAGCCACAGGAGGUGCUUGCGGAGGCGCAUCCAUCAAAGCGCCAUGUCGCCGAGUUGGCAGUCCGACAACAGGCGGCUGCAGAAUUGAAGGAACCCCGAUCUGUGGAGGAUGAAGCAGCGUUGAAGCUGGGCAAAAAAGAUCUGGUUUCCUACUGGAGAACGGAAGAGCAAAAGCGAAAGGCGCCAAGGGUGCACCAAGGUGACCUCGAUAUCGAGGAGAAGAUCUUACGCCACUUUGAUCUAUCCAGUCAGUACGGGCCGUGUAUUGGUAUCGCGCGGGUGAAGCGCUGGCGUCGGGCCAAUAUGCUGAACUUGAACCCGCCUCUUGAAGUCCUCGCGGUACUGUUGCAGGACGAGAACGCCAAACAGCGAGCACGCAUGGAUGAGCUGCUGUCAUGA
This is a messenger RNA of Penicillium diatomitis, 558 nucleotides long. RefSeq names its product putative DNA polymerase delta subunit 4. Gene Ontology annotation, molecular function: DNA-directed DNA polymerase activity. The record is from RefSeq and is a predicted model, not a curated record. Gene Ontology annotation, biological process: DNA-templated DNA replication; DNA synthesis involved in DNA repair. Gene Ontology annotation, cellular component: delta DNA polymerase complex. The transcript has 3 exons. The coding region runs from base 1 to 558 and encodes 185 amino acids. NCBI's taxonomy places the organism in Eukaryota, Fungi, Ascomycota, Eurotiomycetes, Eurotiales, Aspergillaceae.